This is a messenger RNA of Pleurotus ostreatus (oyster mushroom), 921 nucleotides long. RefSeq lists its product as uncharacterized. Bases 1 to 921 code for a protein of 306 amino acids. Lineage: Eukaryota; Fungi; Basidiomycota; Agaricomycetes; Agaricales; Pleurotaceae. The record is from RefSeq and is a predicted model, not a curated record. The transcript is spliced from 6 exons.
AUGCCCGCCCAGAACCAAGUAGAAGUUGAAACGCUAGCGCAGUUCCGGAAAGAAGUCUUCGAAGAGGGCAUCAUUGCUGAAGGUGACACACUUGGGACUGACGAUGAGACUUUCAUUCGAUUUCUCCGGGCCCGUAAAUUCAAUGUUAAGCUUGCCAAGAAGAUGCUGCAGGAUUGUCAGCAGUGGCGCAAGACCGUAGAGGGGGUAGGUAUAGAUGAGCUAUAUAGGAGAAUAGACCCUUUUGAUUAUCACGAACGUAGAGCCGUGUUUGAUUGCUGGCCGAUGUGGUUUCAUAAGAAAGGCCGCCCAAUAAACGUACACUUCUUCGGCGGAAUGGAUCUAAAUAAACUCUACAAGGAAUGCACACCGGAGAAGCACUGGCAAACAGUUCUCGUCAACGCAGAGUCACUUACCCGAGAGAUCCUACCAGCCGCCUCCAAGUCCGCCGGACGUACCAUCGGUAGCGUCUUGGUAAUUGUCGACCUCCAGGGAUUUGGAUUGAGCCAGUUCUGGCAGAUGAAGAGUCUAGCCCAGCAAUCGUUCCAAGUCUCCCAGGAUUACUACCCCGAAACCAUGGGACAGCUCGCCGUCGUCAACGCCCCCUCCUCCUUCACCUUUAUCUGGGGCAUAAUCAAACCCUGGUUAUCACAGGAGACGGUCGACAAAGUACAGAUCCUCGGCGCCGACUACAGAGAGGAGCUUUUGCGGCUUGUAGACGAAGAGGCAUUACCAACUGUUCUUGGUGGCAAGUGUACAUGCGCGGAUGAGGUAGACGGGGCUGAUGGGGAGAAGAGCGCCUGUCAUCUGAGUGGGGCGGGGCCGUGGCUAGACGACCGCGUUGGCUGGGGUCCUAAUGCGCAGAGCGCGGGGAGCAUACGAACCAGCUCCAGCGGUGGAUCAGCGUAUGAAGACGCACAGUAG